GGCUUCAAUUUCAAUUCGAGAAGAAGAUCUUGAAAGGCUUCCAGACAUUUUGCGAUCGAUCUCCUCGACACAAAUUCUGUUGAUGAGGAAGCAGGUGUUGUUCUACUGGGAGAACUACUUCAAGUCGAUGGAUCGUAUUGCGCUGACCAUCCUGCAAAUUAUCAAUGACAGAAUCUUUCCUUAUGCAAAACGAAACUAUGCUUCUUGGAACGAACCAAGUAGAGAAAAUACAGUCAGCCCAUUCUUUUUGCCACGAAUGCCCCCAAAAGCUGAAGGCUUCACUGCUGUUGUUUUGACUUACAAUAGAGUUGAGAGCCUUUUCAAGAUCAUCAAAGAAAUUUCAAAAACACCUAGUUUGAGCAAGAUACUUGUGGUGUGGAAUAACCAGGAAAUGUCUCCACCAGCUGCAAGUACCUGGCCUAAGGUUAAUAAGCCUCUGAAGGUGGUACAGACUAAAGAGAACAAACUAAGUAAUAGAUUUUACCCAUACGAUGAGAUCGAGACAGAAUGUGUACUGGCCUUGGAUGAUGACAUCCUGAUGUUGAAUCCAGACGAACUGGAGUUUGGUUAUGAGGUGUGGCGUGAGUUCCCUGAUCGAUUGGUUGGUUAUCCAGGUCGUCUCCAUUUAUGGGAUGAGGGAACCGGCAAAUGGAAAUAUAAUUCGGAAUGGACUAGCUCCAUGUCCAUGAUUCUCUCUGGUGCUGCUUUCUAUCAUAAGUUCUUCAACUUCCUGUACACCCAUCGAAUGCCCUCUGUCAUUAAAUCUUGGGUUGAUGAAAAUUUCAACUGUGAAGACAUUGCAAUGAACUUCCUUAUCAGUAAUAUAACGGGCAAACCACCGAUGAAGGUCACCCCUAAGAAGAAAUUCAAAUGCCCAGAAUGCAUCAACAACGAAAACCUAUCAGCUGAUCCAAAGCACAUGGAAGCGAGGUCCGAAUGCAUUUCAGAUUUUUCCAAGAUUUACGGAAUUAUGCCAUUGAAAAGUGUUGAAUAUCGAGCUGAUCCUGUCCUGCACUUAGACACCUUGCCACAGGAGUUGAAACGAUUUAAGGACGUUGGCGAUAUUUAAUGUAAUUUAAUGCAUUAUUUUGUACAGAUUUUUGUAAUAUAGUACUAUUUAUAUGAAAUAUUGAUCCUCAAUUCAGUAGCAUUUUUUAUAUAUUGUAAUAGAACUUAAUUGUAAUACUGUUAUUGGAGAUCAUCUUUGGUAUUUGUUGGAUAAAAUAAUGCUGCAGCAGUGGUGUUGUAGCCUGGUGGUUAAGAAGCUUGCUUUCCAAUAAUUAAGUCAUAUGAAUAAAACAACUCAGUUUAUGAAUUAUU
Molecule: messenger RNA, 1320 nt
Organism: Anneissia japonica
Lineage: Eukaryota; Metazoa; Echinodermata; Crinoidea; Comatulida; Comatulidae
Product: exostosin-2-like
Cellular component (GO): membrane
Molecular function (GO): glycosyltransferase activity
Source: RefSeq, a predicted model, not a curated record